AUGUCAUACGCCGAAAUCCCCCGCGGCACAGCGGCGCGGGGCCAAGAACCGAGUAUCGCCGAUGGCAUGACUCCUCCAGAGCGGCCGCGUCCGCCGUCUUCCAGGCGUCGCGAUAAGCCUCAACUUAGUUGCAAUGCUUGCCGAAGCCGCAAAGGUCUGGGUUCAUCGUGCGUUUACGGCGGCGCGGCGGCGGCGGCGCAGCCAGACCGUCCGCCGAGAAACGCCCCCGUACAGGAUCGUAUCAACCAGCUAGAGAGUCUGGUCUUGAGUCUGAUGCAGCAGGCCUCCUCAACUCCGAGCCCGCAUGCUUGGCCGCCCGACACACCAAGCCUGUCUGCCCCUCCUGCGGAUCACACUGCUCGAUCAGAUGCUGCGCCCCAUCCGUUCGAGCGCAAGGCUGAAUCCGAGCAGCUCUCGGAUGACGGGCCUGAGCAGAUCCCACGACAAGUGUCUCCCUCCCCCUCUGACUACGGCAGCAUUCGAAUUCGGAAGUCGGGCGCUAGCUAUGUCAGCGGCGCGCACUGGGCCGCCGUUCUCGACAGCAUCGCCGAGUUAAGGGACCACUUCGAGCACGAUGACGAGGGCUAUUCCAUUCCGGCUGAUACAGCCCGGCUUCCCGCCAAUUUCCCCAGCCCUCAGCUCCUCUACGGUGGCUGCCCCCUCUAUGCCACUCCAGCUUCCAUCCUCGAGUCACUACCCUCUCGACCCGUUGUGGAUAGGCUAGUUUCGCGAUAUUUUAAUGACUUGGACAUGGCUCCAGGCGUUCCUCAUAGCGGCAAAUUCCUUCGAGAGAGAGGGACUGCAGAAUUCCGUCCCGUACUAAUGCAAGAACACCAGUAUGAGGAGUUCUGGGGAGCUCCCCAAUCUGCACCCAUCGUAUGGGUUGGCCUUUUGUUCAGCAUGAUAUGUCUAUCUUCGCAGUUCCACCAGUUGUUUCUCGCCUCUCCCAACACACUAUUGACCGGUGGACGCUCUCCUCAGCAGCCGGAGUUCCUGGAGAUGCAGACAACCAUCAACUUAUACCGCGAGAAGAUUAUGCAAUGCCUCGUGCUAGGUCACUACACCAAAGGAGGCCCCUACGUUCUAGAGACCUUGAUCCUCUACUUUAUGGUGGAAGUAUUCCUUGCGAAGGAUACCGAGGUUGGCAUCUGGGUUCUGGUCGGCAAUAUAACUCAGAUAGCGAUGCACUCGGGAUAUCACUGGGAUGCCAAGCACUUCCCCAACAUCUCGCCCUUUGCUGGGGAGAUGCGGAGGCGAGUCUGGGCGGUGAUACUCCAGCUCGACUUUACCAUUUCAUCGCAGCUAGGGCUCCCAAGAGUGAUAAGGGAGAGCCAGACGGACACGAAUGAGCCUAGAAAUCUGGCCGACUCCGACUUUGACGAGUUUACUGCUGAAUUGCCACCUUGUCGACCUGAGACAGAAGCAACUCCCAUCCUUUAUACUUUAGCAAAGCUGAGGCUCCUCCACGUGGGGUGCAAAGUGGCGGAUAUGGCCACCGAACCUCGGCCGUACUCAUAUGCGCAGAUUCGGGACCUCGAUGAGCAGCUCAACGCGGCCCGAGACGCCCUCCCGUCCUGCUUGAAGUGGAAUGGACUUGCAUCCUGCAUCGCCGUAUCGCCGCAGGUCAUUAUCCAACGCAUAUGGCUGGAAGUGACUAUUCAGCGACAGAGGAUUGUCUUGCACAAAAGGUUCCUGGUGACAAGCCGACUGGAGCCGGAGCAUGCAUUCUCGCGAUCCACCUGCCUGAAAGCCGCCAUGGAUAUUCUGGAACUGCAACAUCUGAUUGACGAGGAGACCCAAAUCGACGGCCGGUUGUACCAAAGUCGCUGGAGGGUCAGCUUCUCCUUCAUACAGGAUUUCCUCCUCGCUACCAGCACGCUGUGCUUCUAUCUUCAAGCUCGAGAUAAGGGGCAGAAAGACCAACCCGAGGAUACGUCCCAGGUUACCAAUGACGCUCCAGUGGAUAUAGACCGUAUAAGACGCCUAUUGAGGACUUCUCAGGUUAUAUGGCUCCGGGAGAGCAGUGCCUCCAGAGAAGCCCGGAAGGCUGCUGCCGCUCUUGAUUAUGUGCUUGGCGAUUCUGGCGUCGGUUCCGACUCCUCCGGGCCUCCAGGCAUGCCCUCGGGCCCUUCUCCAGCACCCACAUCGGGUCCCUACUUUUCAGGAUUCCCGAACCUAAUGCCGGGUGUUGAUUUUGGUGGCGUUGACUUGGGCGCGCCAAACGAUAUGCCGUCCUGGCAAAGAUUUGCGCACAACUUUACUGGAGAUGUCGAGUCGUGGGCCGGAGCAAACAGCUCGCAGUUCACCAACUCAACGAAGAAUCGUGUACUUUCGAUGGCACCCCCUGAGCCGAUUGCCGUCAUUGGAAGCGCUUGCCGCUUUCCGGGUGGCUCUGAUACGCCCUCCAAGCUCUGGGAGCUACUUCGCGAGCCCCGGGACCUCCUCAAGACCGUACAAGCCGGCCGGCGUUUCGACCCCAAGACGUUUUACCACACAGAUCCCGAGCACCAUGGUACCACUAAUGUUCAAGCUUCUUAUUUUCUCGAUGAAGACCCAGCCGAGUUCGACAAUGGUUUCUUCAAUAUCCCGCCGUCCGAGGCUGAGGCCAUCGACCCUCAACAAAGAAUGCUGAUGGAAACUGUCUACGACGCGCUCUGCGCCGGCGGGCAGACUAUUGAGGGUCUACGUGGGUCAUCAUCGGCUAUCAUAGUUGGGCUUAUGGGUGACGACUGGUCGGGAGUGCUAUAUAAAGAUUGGGAGACCCUUCCCCAAUAUAGCGCCACCGGUAUGGGUCGCAGUAUUAUGUCUAAUCGUGUUUCCUACUUCUUUGACUGGCACGGCCCGUCUAUUACCCUUGACACAGCUUGCUCGUCAAGUUUGGUAGCAGUCCAUCUGGCGACACAAGCACUGCGUAAUGGAGAGUCACGGGUCGCAGUCGCAGCGGGGGCUAACCUCCUGCUGAGUCCUGCCAUGUACGUUGCGGAGAGCAACCUACAUAUGCUGUCCCCCACCGGGCGGAGCCGUAUGUGGGACCAAGACGUGGACGGUUACGCCCGUGGCGAGGGUAUCGCCGCUGUCGUCUUGAAGUCACUGAGCGAUGCGCUGCAAGACGGCGACCAUAUCGAAUGUAUCAUUCGCGCCACCGGCAUCAACCAAGAUGGCAAGACUCCUGGCCUGACUAUGCCCAGCGCGUCUGCGCAAGCUCAGCUCAUCCGCGAGACGUAUGCACGAGCUGGGCUCGACCUGAACAAGGGCGAGGACCGGCCACAGCUCUUCCACGCCCACGGCACAGGCACUCCGGCUGGCGACCCUCAGGAGGCUGAAGCGAUCUCCCGCGCCUUCUUUCCUGACGGGGCCUGGACCGCCGAAAAGCUCUACGUCAACUCAAUCAAAACCGUCAUCGGCCACACCGAAGGCAGCGCGGGGCUGGCCAGUCUGAUAAGCUCUUCGUUGGCCUUGCAGCACGGCAUCAUUCCACCCAACAUGCACUUCAACAAGCUCAAUCCACGCAUUGCCCCGUUCUACGAGGGCCUGGAAGUUCCCACCUCGGCGCGGCGGUGGCCCGACCUGCUUCCCGGCCAACCCCGACGAGCCAGCAUCAAUAGUUUUGGGUUUGGCGGGACGAAUGCUCAUGCUAUCAUUGAGGCCUAUGAGACGCCGCCGUUCACUGCCACGCAUGGUCCCCUGUUCACUCCACUGAUCAUAUCCGCGGCUAGUGAGAAGUCGCUACGAGCUCUGCUGACUUCCUACUCGGAAUAUCUACAGGGUAAUACUGAAGUGUCCCUACGUGACUUGGCUUAUACGCUGCAGAACAGACGUUCAACACUCGCCUUUCGCGCGGCUAUCUCGGUCUCGACUGUCAGAGACGCCGUCGAGCAAAUCGACAUCCUCCUGGCUAAGGAAGACGCGCCUGAAUUUCGCACGAAGCACUUUGUCAUCCCAACUCCGCGUAUUCUCGGCGUGUUUACUGGUCAGGGCGCCCAGUGGCCACGAAUGGGUGCCAAGUUGAUCGAGUCGUCCCCAUUUGUGUCAAAGCGACUAGAUGAGCUCGACUCCGCCUUGGCAUCUCUACCGCGCGACGAUCGCCCCAGCUGGACCCUGCGUGAACAGCUGCUGGCGGAUGCCGUGUCGUCAAGGGUUACCGAGGCCGCACUAUCGCAGCCCCUGUGCACAGCCGUGCAGAUUCUCCUUGUGGACCUACUGCAACUGGCGGGAAUCCGCCUGCACGCUGUUGUCGGUCACUCGUCUGGCGAAAUAGGCGCCGCUUAUGCCGCGGGGUUGCUUUCGGCCAGUGCCGCCAUCCGAGUAGCCUACUACCGCGGACUCCACGCUAGGCUCGCGAGUUCGCCCAAAGGUGUCAAGGGUGCGAUGAUGGCAGUGGGAACAUCGUUUGAAGAUGCGUGCGAGUUUGUUGGACUGGAAACUUUCGAGGGUCGGCUGCAGGUGGCGGCUCGCAAUGCGGCGUCCAGCAUCACACUUUCUGGCGACGAAGAUGCUGUUGCCCAAGCCGUGGAGAUCUUCAAGGACGAGGGCAAGUUUGCUCGCCAGCUCAAAGUCGAUACCGCUUACCACUCGGCUCAUAUGCUUCCUUGCGCGGCUCCUUAUCUGUCCUCCAUGGCCGCCCUGGAUGGCUUGUUCAGCAAGAAGGCCUCCGGUGCAGAGAGACCAACUUGGUACUCAAGCGUCCAAGAGGGCCAAGUCAUGUCAGUCGGUGAGCUCAAUGCGCAGUAUUGGGUCGACAACAUGACCAGCACAGUUCUGUUUGCUCCCGCCGUGGCGGCUGCCGCGACGCACAGUGGCCCAUUCGACUUGGUCUUGGAGCUGGGACCGCAUCCAGCACUCAGGGGACCAUGCUCGGAAACCCUGGAGGAGGUGCUGGGAGACCACAUUCCUUACUCUAGCUUGCUCUCCAGAGGGAAAGAGGACAUCUUGGAGCUCUCGACUAGCCUAGGCUUCGUGUGGUCGAUCUUAGGAGCUGGCUCAAUUUGCUUUGACCAAUUCGAGACUGCCGUUUCAGGACGUUCCGAUGGCCGUCGCCUGAUACGAGACCUCCCGAAGUACCCUUUCGACCACUCAAAGUCAUUCUGGACCAUGUCCCGUGUCUCUGGUGCCCAUACCGUUGCGGCUCCUGGUCCGCCUCACCCACUCCUUGGCAGGCGCCAAAUUGAACGCGAGACCGCGCAUGAGACGCAAUGGCGUAAUAUCCUGCGGCUUGGCGAGAUUUCAUGGCUCAAGGGUCACAAGAUUCAGGGCCAAAUUGUCUUUCCUGCUGCUGGUUUCGUCACCAUGGCCCUAGAGGCUGUGAUGGCCCUGGCUGGAAUGUCGCGAGUCUCGUUGGUGACCAUCGAGAACCUCCAUAUCGGCCGAGCCAUGGCUUUCAACACGGAACACUCCAGCGUCGAGUGUCUUUUUACUCUCCACGUUGUCCGCUCCGGGAAGGGAAGUAUUCAGGCCAACUUCUCGUGUUGUUCUGGCGAUCCUGACAUACCAGGGUCGUCCCUAGGUCUUAAUGCUGAAGGUUCAGUGAUGGCGGUGCUCGCUGAGCCUGAGCCGGAUUGUCUCCCGUUCAUCGAGGCCGAGGACUGGAACAUGUCAAGCAUCGAGGUGGAGCGCUUCUAUGACCAGUUCACCAAGCUCAAGUACGAAUAUGUCGCCCCGUUCCGCGGUGUGCGUGCAAUCAAACGUAGGAACGGCUAUGCCACUGGCAUUAUCGACGACCAGUCAGGAUCAGACUGGGAAGACCAAUUCCUGGUCCACCCUGCUAUGCUUGACACGGCUCUUCAGACCUCCUCGGCAGCCUUUAGCUGUCCCGGAGACGGGCGGAUGUGGGGCCUGUUCAUCCCGGCCGGUAUUCGACGCAUUACCAUUAAUCCCUAUUUCACAGCGUACGGCAUCGGAAAGCAGCAAGAGCACCCGUGGGAGUGUAUCCUGCGGGGUUCCAGGGGAGGGGGAAGUACCACCGACAUUACCCUAUUCUCCGAAGACCGCACCCACACGUUUAUCCAGAUAGAAGAGUUAGAGGUGAUACCCUUAACUGCGGCCCGGCCAGAUGAUGAUACCAUUCUGUUUUCCCGAUUCGACUACAAGGUUGAUCGACCCAACGGCGAUCUCGCAGCACCAGCUCAGGACGGCAUCACGUCUGAGUAUAUCGAUGAUGCCAUGAAAGCAGAGCGUGUAUCGUACUUUUACCUCCGCCGUCUGCUCGACACCAUCACACCCGAGGAGAGGGCCAAAGCGUUACCACACUACCAGCACUUACUCGCCUGGGCGGCCAGGAAUGUUGAGAUGGUGAGGCGCGGCAAGAACUCGCUCGUGCCGGCCUCUUACGAAACCGACACAUAUGAUCAGAUUAAUGCGAUAUUGGAGAAGAGCCGACACCGAGCAGAUGUUCGCAUGCUGGAGGCCGUGGGUGAACACGUGGCCGAGGUUAUCCGGUCAGGUUCGAGCAUUCUCGAAUACAUGACCCAAAGCGGCCUUUUCGACUUCUAUGACGCCGGCUUGGGCCUUGAUAUUGCUAACCGCCAGUUCGCGCGCAUGGUGGCUCAGAUGGCCCAUCGUUACCCGCAUAUGAAGGUGUUCGAGAUUGGUGCUGGAACGGGUGGAUCUACCCGACACCUUCUCCCUGUUCUCGGAUCUGCCUUCUCCUCAUACACGUAUACGGAUAUCUCCAGCGCUUUCUUCGAGGCGGCCGAAGAACGGUUCCAGGAGUAUGCCAGUCGAAUGAUUUUCCAAACCUACGACAUGGAAAAGUCUCCCGAGUCUCAAGGCUAUGUCCAAGGUUCGUACGAUCUGGUGGUCGCCUCCAACGUACUGCACGCGACAGGCAAGCUAGAGGAUAUGAUGACGAGUGUGCGUCAGCUCCUCAAGCCGGGUGGUUAUCUUAUAGCCCUGGAACUCACUACCAAUGACACACUCCGUGUUGGUCUGCCGAUGGGGACCUUACCCGGGUGGUGGGUUGGAGCGGAGAGCGGCCGACCGUGGGGACCGACCUUGACCCUACCCCAGUGGGACUCGCUGUUACGAAGGUGUGGUUUUGGAGGCGUCGAAACAAGCACGCCUCUGAUGAACAAACUCCACGCCUCGGCCGUAUUCGCCGCGCAGGCGGUGGAUGACCGCAUCAACGGGCUCCGGUCUCCGUUGUCGUCCAUGAGCUCCCUCCCGCCCACCGAGGCACCCCGGCUAAUCAUGGUGGGCGGAGAAUCACUCACGGGCCACCGCAUUGCAGAGCGGCUCGAGACUUUGCUCGCGCCAAGAUUUAACUAUAUCGAGCGCGUCACAUCUUUUGAGGACCUUGAUGAGCACAUAAUUCUGCCCGGAAGCACCGUCCUUUGCAUUACAGAGCUGGACGAGCCCGUGUUCAAGAACCUUACACCCGGCAAGCUCGACUCUCUGAAGGCCCUCUGGCGGGCAGCGGGAACUGUUCUCUGGGUUACGCGGGGUGCAAGGGCAGAGAAGCCUCACUCCUUCAUGGCCGUUGGUCUCGGACGUGUCGUUAAAUUCGAGUACCCGAAUGUUCUGCUCCAGAUCCUCGACCUCGAGGUACUUGAGGACAAGACGCCGCAGCUCCUUGCUGAGGAGCUACUCCGUCUCAAGGCACUAAGGAAAUGGGAGAAGGAGGCCGCCCCUGGAGACCAGAUUCUCUGGUCCAUCGAACCAGAAGUGUAUAUCGAAUCUGGGUCUCGCCUCAUUCCACGGCUUUAUCCGUGCAACGAGGCUAAUGGCCGAGCCAACUCCGCACGCCGCCCCGUGACCAAACAGAUCAACCCAUACGAGACUCCAAUCGUGCUGGGCGGCGACGAUACUUCCUACGAACUUCAGUACCCAUCACCCUUGCGUCUUCCCUGCCCACCCCCUGCACUCGGGUUGACUAAGACUAUCCGACUUUCACACUUGCUUCUGCAAACAAUCCAUACUGGGUCGGCUGGGUAUCUCAUGGCCUGUGUGGGCAUAGAUGAAGCUUCGGGAGAGCAAGUCCUUGCCCUAUCACACACGCCGGACUCCAGAGCAACAGUGCUCGCGGAUUGGACUGUGCCGCUCGCCAGAGCCAAUCCAGCCAAGGCACUCGUCGCCGUUGCAGCUCACUUGACAGCGUCGAAUAUUCUCAGGUUGGUGCCACGCGGAGGCACGCUCGUGGUGCACGAGCCAGACGAGUUCGUCGGGUCUGCUUUGUUUAGACAUGCUGCCCAAGCAGCAGUGCAAGUCGUGAUCACCACCAUGCGUAAAACGAUGGCAGCAGCGGGCUGGCGCUAUAUUCCUGCUCAGGCCCCACGGCGACUGGUUCAGAGAGCUUUGCCCGCCGGGUGUUUUACGUUUAUCGACUUGUCACAGGCCCCGGGUUCAACCCAGGUCGGGCAGCUAAUCGCCGAGUGUAUUCCUGAGAAGCCUCCAUGCACUGCCAAGCAUUUUUUCGGUACGCCAGGGGCGGUCCGUCCACUUUCUUCCCCCAGUCAAAUAGUCGAACCAUUCCACGCCGCAUGGUACGCCGCCAGCGAGGCUCUUAGCAGUAAGGACCAACUUGGAAGUCCUCCCACCGUACAGCUCAAGGAUGUUUCGGGAAUCCCGCUUUUCGAAACGCCUUUAACAGUUGCUGAGUUUUCCAGCUCUGCGGUUUCAACCCAUGUGCAGGCGGUGGAUUGCGGAAACAUAUUCCGAGAGGACCGGACGUACCUUAUGGUCGGCAUGUCUGGACAAGUUGGACAGUCUUUAUGCCGGUGGAUGGUCGAGCGAGGUGCUAGGCAUGUGGUCUUGACGAGUCGGCGACCCAAGGUCCAUCCCGAGUUCAUCCAGUCAAUCGACGCCCUCGGUGCGACUGUCCGGAUUCUGCCUCUGGACAUCACUAGCAAGGAGAGUCUGCUCGCGUGCCACGAUGAGAUCUCUAUGACCAUGCCUCCCAUCGCCGGCGUCGCGCAAGGUGCUAUGGUCCUGGAAGACUCUCUAUUCGAUCGCAUGUCCUUUGAUGCUCUUUCCAAGGUCCUCCAUCCCAAGGUCGUUGGCACACAGCUACUCGAUGAUCUUUUCCAUGAUACCCCAUUGGACUUCUUCAUAGUCUUCUCAUCCCUGACAGGGGUAGUUGGCAACAGCGGCCAGAGCAAUUACAUUGCCGCCAACAUGUUCAUGACCGCUCUGGCUGCGCAGCGCAAGAAGCGUGGUGUGGCGGGAUCCGCCAUCGCCAUCAGCUCCGUCAUAGGUAUUGGCUACGUCGAGCGAUCCGAGGACUUCUCUGAGGACUACUUCGCGAAGCUUGGUUUCCGAAACAUCUCUGAGCAGGACCUGCAACAAUUGUUUGCCGAAGGAAUUCGUGUUGGCCGGCCGGACUGUCCUGAAAACUCAGAAAUUGCCACUGGUAUAGAGCCUCUCUACGCCGACACGCUUCUCAAGGCUCAAUUCCGCGACGAUAUCAAGUUCAACCAUUUCAUAAUGGAACGCCUGGGGCACCAGAACUUGGCCGGUAAGCUCUCAUCUCUGCCUGUGCGUGUGCAGCUCGCCGAAGCCAAGACCAAAGUACAGGCGAGCGAUAUAAUCAAAGAAUCCUUUAUGGCACGUCUCAAGCGUACGCUCAUGGUCUCGCAGGAGGAUACUGUCAAUGAAAAGGUGUCUCUGGUUGAACAGGGGAUAGACUCCCUUAUGGCUGUCGAGGUGCGCUCUUGGUUCUUGAAGGAGCUCGAAGUCGAUAUUCCAGUCCUCAAGAUUCUCGGUGGUGCCUCUAUCACCAGUCUCCUAGUUGAAGCCAUCGACGCCAUGCCCACUUCGAUUGUCGACAUGGACGUCUUGGCCGGUGGACGCGGACAGGAUGCAAAGGCAGCUGGGAUCGCGCCCAAAGGGCCGAAAGUAGCUCCUGCUACACCAAUUGCGCCGACACUGGGUACAGGUACCAGCUCUAAUGAAGCUGGAUCGGACAGCUGCGGUUCGCUCCAUGACAGCCCUUCACAGGUUGACACACCGCUACAAACACCAAUGACGGAGCCACUGGUGUACCUGGGCCCAGGCGUUCCCCUUAAUGACAUUGAGAACCAGAACGACGAGAUGCUUCCAAAGCCCACAGGCCAUAAAGCAGCCCUUGAUCACACAAAACAACCACCAGGAAUCACAGACAUCACCUCUGCAGAUGAUGAAGCCAAGGUCCAGAGGGAAAUUCCAGAUCUAAGCCACCUUGUUGACAAGGAAGAAUCAGCUCCAAUGUCAUACGGUCAAGCCCGCUUCUGGUUCUUGAACGACUACCUUGAGGAUAAGAGGAGCUUCAAUAUGACAGUCAUGUUUAAGCUCGUGGGGAAGAUGGAUAUUCCCCGGCUCGAGAACGCGGUGUGGAUACUCGGACAGCGACACGAGGCGCUGAGAACUCGAUACUUCUGGGCCGGAGAGGGAGAGCAGCGUGUUCCAAUGCAAGGCGUCUUGCCUGAGUCGCCCAUCCGUUUGUUUCACAAAAAGGUCGAGACGGAAGCGAAUGCCUACGAAGAGCUCAAGAAGAUGCACGACCACAUCUGGGACUUAAGUUCCUGGGAAGCUGCUAAGAUCCACCUCAUUACUGUCAAUGACCACACGCACUUCCUUCUCGUCAGCGGCCACCACAUUUCUUGGGAUGGUUACAGCUUCACUGUCCUCUUUGUCGACCUCGAGGCUGCAUACACCGGGAAGCCAUUGGCACCUCUCGGACCGCAGAAUCAAUACAGAGCCUUCUCUCAGUUGCAGAGAGAGUCGUACGAGAUGGGCACCAUGAAAAAGACGCUACAGGAAUUCCGCCAAGUCAUCACCAAUCCUGAUAUUCCGGCCAUUCCACCUUUUCCCUUUGCUAAGUCGCCCAUUCGGCCCGUCCUUGACCGAUUCGUUCAGUUUGAGGCGAAGGCUACUCUCCAGCCGCCGCUUGUAUCGAAGCUGAAGAAGCUUGCCAGGGAGAACAAGGCCACCAUGUUUCAUGUCUACCUGGCCGCGCUGCAGGCUUUGGUGCUCCGCCUUCUUCCAGAAGUCGAUGACUUCUUCUUGGGUGUCGCUGACGCCAAUCGCCUGGACAAGAAUUUCAUGGCCAGCUUAGGUUUCUUUUUGAACCUGCUGCCCUUAUACUUUACGCGUGUCCAGAAGAUGAGGAUCAGCAAUCUCAUCAAGGAUGCACGCGACAAGGCCUAUGGUGCUCUCCAGCGCUCCCACGUGCCAUGGAAUGUCAUCCUAAAGGAGCUCGGCAUCCCCCGCACGAACACUCACGCACCCAUCUACCAGCUCUUUGUGGACUACCGCCAGGUUUUCCAAGAGCGCUCCGUCUGGGGUGGAUGCAAGCUCAGUGGUGAGACAUGGUUAAACGCCCGCAACGGCUAUGACCUCACCCUCGGAAUAACCGACAAUCCGACUGGCGAGUCGUGGCUUUCCAUUCGCCUUACUGCGAACAUGUACACACAGGCUGGCACCGACCUGCUCAUGAGAUCCUACGUAAACUUGCUCGAGACAUUUGCCCACGGAAUCGACCUGGAAGUCGACGCAUUGCCAGCGUACGCGCCUAAUGACAUUGAGGAGGCGCUCCAGAUCGGUAGAGGACCGCUGUUGACACUGGACUGGCCGGCCACCACGUCUCAUCGCAUUGACCAAAUGAUCGAGCGCCACAGCUCGGAGUCAGCUCUGGUGGACGGAGCAGGAAAUAGGCUCACCUAUAAUCAGAUGGGAAAUCGAAUCAACAUUAUCGCUUCCGCUCUCGUCACUAUGGGAGCGAGAGAAGGAGCCCCAGUUGGUGUCUUUCAACAACCCGGUGUCGACUGGAUUUGCUCCAUGCUUGCGGUAUGGAAAGUUGGCGGGAUUUACAUCCCUCUGGAUCUCCGGAACUCAGUCUCUCGUCUCGUUAGCAUUGUAGAAGCCGUCAAGCCAGAAGUCUUCCUGACUGACAAUGACACAACAACCAAGACCAAGAAGAUUGGAGGAGGCGACACUACGAAGGAGAUUGUGGUCUCGGAUCUCCCGGACGCCCCCUCGAUACAGACGCUUAUCCCUAACAAAGCAAAACCAGAAUCAAUUGCGGUGAUUCUCUUCACGAGUGGCACAACAGGCAAACCCAAGGGUAUUCUCAUGACCCACGCUAACUUACGAGCAGAGAGUGAGGGUUAUUCGCGAGCCUGCGGCAUUCCCGAGCUUGCCAAGAUCGUUCUUCAACAGACCAUUUACAGCUUUGACGUCUCGCUGGACCAGAUAGUUGCCGCCCUCGCAGAAGGCGGCUGCUUGGUUGUCGUACCGGCCGACAAGAGGGGUGAUCCGCAGUCCAUUACUGAGAUGAUGAUCGAGCAUGGUGUUACUUAUACGGUCGCCACACCCUCCGAAUACGAGAUGUGGUUCCGCUACGCACGCGGUAAUCUAUCCCGGUGCACGGCCUGGCGCGCUGCCUUUGGUGGAGGCGAGCACCUCCACCGUGGGCUCAUUCACGAAUUUGCCCGUCUCGCGAUGGAGCUGCCGGAACUGCGGCUGUUCAACAAUUACGGUCCAACCGAAGCCACGCUCGCCAUCACCAAGGGCGAGGUCAAGUAUAGCGACCCCGACCUAGAGGAGCACGUCCCAGCCGGCUUUAUUCUGCCCAACUACACGGUCGCCGUUCUGGACGACAGCCUCCAGCCCCUUCCGGUGGGCGUGGCGGGAGAGAUCUGUGCAGGCGGCCCUGGCAUCACCAACGGAUACCUCGAUCUGCCGGACAUGACCGGAGAGUUGUUCAUUGCUGGUACCGCGCUGAGCUCCACAGCUGCCCAGCUUAGCCGCACUUGGUACCGCACCGGGGAUCGUGGUCGUCUCCGAGAAGAUGGUGCGCUCUAUUGGCUCGGCCGUAUUUCCGGGGACACCCAGGUGAAGGUGCGCGGCUUCCGUAUCGAAGUGCAAGAAGUGGAGGUUGUUCUCCUCGAAGCCGCAAAAGGAGCGCUCUCGCAUGCCGUUGUGACAUUGCGGGGCGAGGGCGAAGACAAGUUCCUGGCUGCCCACGUCGUGUUUGCCCCAGAAUUCCCGGAGAGCCACCGCCCGGCCCUGCUAAAGCAUCUUGAAUCGCGCUUGCCUCUGCCGCCGUACAUGCAGCCGGCAGUGAUCGUGCCCAUGGCUCAUAUCCCUGUAACUGGCAACCUCAAAUUCGAUCGCCAGGCGAUCCGGGCUUUGUCGCUGCCCGGUCGGGCUGUGAACUCGACUGCAAGCCUCGAUCUCGAGAAGACGAUGGAAGCACUCUGGAGGAGGGUCAUUCCGCACUCCGUCCGGGCCCUCACGCCCGAGACUAAUUUCUUCGACGUCGGUGGCACUUCAAUUCUGCUCGUGAAGCUGCAGUCGCUUAUCAAAGCGACACUGAAUGCGGGCCCAACCCUAGUUGACCUAAUGAACUUCAACACGUUAGGUGGCAUGGCAAAGAUUGUCGGAGCCUAUGCCGGGACACAGGUCAUAGACUGGGAGGCUGAGACCGCUGUGCCAGAGCCUCUGCGUCAGCUAGGGAAGGCCAGGAUGGACGCCCGGCCGAGGAAGAGGACCAAUCUGACCGUUAUCUUGGCCGGCGCCACAGGCUACCUGGGACGCCACUUGGUGCAUCGACUCGUUGACUCCCAGCAGGUGGCUGAGAUCGUCUGCCUGGUACGGGACGAGGGCGCUGCGUCACUGUCCCUCCCUCCUCCCCACGCUAAGGUCAAAUUCAUGUGUGCCGACAUUUCUCUACCGGACUUGGACCUCUCGACUUCGUCCUUCGCGGCUCUGGCGGCCAAAGCCGACCUAGUCGUCCACUGUGCCGCGAAUCGGUCCUUUUUUGACGACUACGAGGCCUUACGCCCUGUUAAUGUCUCAUCGGUCAAGGAUAUGGCCCGUCUUGCGUUUGCCAACCGUGCGCCAUUUCACAUCGUGACCUCCGGAGCAGUCAAGAUGUAUGAGGGCGCUGCUCCGCCCAUCGACGGGUCCGAUGGAUACGUCGCCAGCAAGUGGGUUGCCGAGACCUUCCUACGCAAGACCGCAUGCCAAGGGCUUCAGGUAUCUCUGCACAGGCCUCUGCCAUUCGGCGGCGACGUGACGAGCCAGUCGGCGCCUCAUGGCACAGCCGCCUCCAUGGCCGUUCUAAACAGCUUACUUCGCAUCACGCGCAAGCUCGGCACACGUCCCGACUUCGGAACCGUCAGUGGCUACCUCGAUGUGGUACCUGUUGAGGAGGUCACGGCUACCAUGGUCUCUUCUAUUACCGGCGGUGACAGUGAUGAAGGGAGCGUAGAAAUUAUCGAGCACCACGGCAGCCUCCGGCUGAAUGUGAAAGACUUUGCUGAGAUGGUCCGGAACAACGAGCAACUACGAGCACUGCCAACCUCGAAUCCUCUGUUUUGGUUCGCUGAUGUAAAGAAGGCGGGGUUUGAGUACCUUAUCACCUCACACCACCUGCUGAUGAGCUCAAAGGAUGGAAAGCUGGUAGCAAGACGUUAA
This is a messenger RNA of Thyridium curvatum, 14391 nucleotides long. RefSeq lists its product as uncharacterized. Gene Ontology annotation, molecular function: zinc ion binding; DNA binding; fatty acid synthase activity. The record is from RefSeq and is a predicted model, not a curated record. The transcript has 11 exons. Gene Ontology annotation, biological process: fatty acid biosynthetic process; secondary metabolite biosynthetic process; DNA-templated transcription. Lineage: Eukaryota; Fungi; Ascomycota; Sordariomycetes; Thyridiales; Thyridiaceae. The coding region runs from base 1 to 14391 and encodes 4796 amino acids.